UCCCAUUACAAUAUUCACAAAAAUCUCAUUUCUCUCUCUUUUUGGCUUUGCUACUUCAAGAAAUAGUAGUUUCGAUUGCUGCAUCGUCAUCGACAGCUCCCUAUUUUCUGUUAUAUUCAUAUUUUAUAGUAAUUUUUUAAAUCAGAAAAGAAUAUUUGAAACGCAACAAGAUGGAGGCGGCAACUACCGCGCUGAUUAUGCCUCAGAUGAAUAUCAACAACAAUUCUACGCCGUUGCGUUCGGAGGCUAAAUUAACAGCAGCUCGCCCUAACACAUACGCAAUUUCUAGUCCAAACGGUAAGAGAAAUCACGUUGCUAGAGGGUUAUCCAUGAGCCCUCAGGUGCAGGAUGGCGUAGUUGGAAGAACACUCUGCUCUGCGAGAGUGUCCACGUACCCGACUGAAAUAAUUGAGUCACAUUCCAUGACAGCAGAGGAAAGGAUAGGAGUGAUUCUUCUUAAUCUUGGAGGGCCAGAUACUCUACAUGAUGUUCAGCCUUUCUUGUUCAAUUUGUUUGCUGAUCCAGACAUUAUUCGUCUUCCAAGGUUGUUCGGGUUCCUUCAACGUCCCUUGGCACAGCUGAUUUCAACGUUGAGAGCUCCCAAGAGCAAGGAAGGGUAUGCUGCCAUUGGAGGUGGUUCGCCUCUGCGUAGAAUUACUGAUGAGCAGGCUAAUGCGAUCAAGUUGGCUCUGCAAGGUAAGGAUGUUCCUGCUAACGUGUACGUGGCAAUGCGUUAUUGGCACCCUUUUACAGAGGAAGCAGUUCAUCAGAUUAAGAGAGACAGGAUCACAAGGCUUGUGGUAUUGCCAUUAUACCCUCAAUAUUCCAUUUCAACAACAGGGUCAAGCAUCCGUGUCCUACGCGACAUGUUUAGGAAUGAUGAAUAUCUAUCUGGAGUACCUGUUGCUAUCAUACAGUCGUGGUAUCAACGAGAAGGCUACAUCAAGUCUAUGGCUGACUUGAUUGAAAAGGAAUUACAGACGUUUCCAAAACCAGAUGAGGCUAUGAUAUUUUUUAGUGCCCACGGAGUUCCUGUCAGUUACGUUGAGAAUGCUGGUGAUCCUUAUAGAGACCAGAUGGAAGACUGUAUUUUCUUGAUAAUGCAAGAACUCAAAGCUAGAGGAGUUCCCAAUGAUCAUACACUGGCUUACCAGAGCCGUGUUGGACCUGUGCAAUGGUUGAAGCCCUAUACCGAUGAAGUUCUUGUUGAGCUUGGCAAACAGGGCAUCAAAUCCUUACUGGCUGUUCCUGUGAGUUUCGUAAGUGAGCAUAUAGAAACUCUUGAAGAGAUCGACAUGGAGUACAAAGAACUGGCUCUGGAAUCAGGAAUCAUCCAUUGGGGCCGUGUCCCAGCUUUAAACUGUACUUCAUCGUUCAUCAAUGACAUGGCGGAUGCAGUGAUUGAAGCCCUGCCUUCAGCUAUGGAAAUAUCACCCUCUGCUGCUGCCGAGGAAGCAGAUGAUGGGCUGUUGUCAUAUGUUGUCAAGCUACUGUUUGGCUCUAUAUUGGCAUUCUUUUUGCUUCUGUCACCAAAAGUUAAAUCUGCAUUUAAGAACUAGAUUUCGAAAUGUGAAGGUUUUGAGAUGAGAAUAGAAAUUAAACUAUACUACUAGUUAUACUUGGGAAGGAAAUUGUAGGCUUCAUGUGGUCGGUGUCAUUUUUUAGGAAAAAUUCUUUUCAUCUUUUGAGAUUUGGGGGAUCAUAUUAUGAUACAGAUAAAUGAGUGAAAUUUCGAGACUAGUGUUCAAAUUUUGUUACAUCUUUAGAUUUGGGUAAAUGGAUAAAAAGUAUAUUUGCCUAAAUUAUACACGUAUGGGAUUCGGAUUUUAUCUUA
Salvia splendens (bonfire salvia) is the source of this 1834-nucleotide messenger RNA. Its product is annotated as ferrochelatase-2, chloroplastic. Gene Ontology annotation, molecular function: protoporphyrin ferrochelatase activity. Gene Ontology annotation, cellular component: mitochondrion. NCBI's taxonomy places the organism in Eukaryota, Viridiplantae, Streptophyta, Magnoliopsida, Lamiales, Lamiaceae. Gene Ontology annotation, biological process: heme biosynthetic process. Bases 171 to 1559 code for a protein of 462 amino acids. The transcript is spliced from 9 exons. The record is from RefSeq and is a predicted model, not a curated record.